This is a messenger RNA of Microthlaspi erraticum, 3015 nucleotides long. NCBI's taxonomy places the organism in Eukaryota, Viridiplantae, Streptophyta, Magnoliopsida, Brassicales, Brassicaceae. The record is from the annotation of a GenBank genome assembly.
AUGGGAACAAAGGUUCACUGUGAAAGCUUAAUUGGUGGAUAUCAUCACUCUAUGAGAGAUCUCAACAAAGAUUGUAGAUGGCCAUUGUUGUAUAGUGACAAUAAAACCUCGGCGAAUGAUCAAUCCUACAAUGGCUUCCCGUCACAGACUACAUUUGACUGUGACAAAGAUGUGGUGAGAAGGACAAUGCUCGAGCACGAAGCUGUUUUUAAGACUCAGGUUUUGGAACUUCACCGGGUGUACAGGAUACAGAAGGAUAUGAUGGAUGAUCUCAAAAUGAAACAGCUGAACAAAGAAUGGGGUCCGAAUCCGAUUGAGGCAUCGUUUACGUCUCAAGCUGCUACGAAUGAUGAUUUCCGUAGAUGGAAAGUCCCUAGUUUCCCUUUGGCAAACUCGGUUUACGAUAGACCGUCCAUGUCGGUGGUUGAGGAUAAUGGACAUUCUCCUAUGAAAAGAAGCAACUCUCAAGGGCUUGGUGGUGGUCAGAUUCAGUGGCAGAAUGGAGCCAGUUCCAAGAAUGUUGAAAUGUCUGCGGAGGUUAGACCGAAUAAAAUCAGGAAGAAGAUGAUAGAUCUCUGUCUUCCAGCUGAUGAGUAUAUUGAUGAGAAUGAAGAUGUUGUAGAGUUGAGAGAUCACAGGGCUUGUGGCACUUCGAGUCAGCUUCCUAAUGGAGAUGUGAAGACAGAGCCUCGAGGAGAUGGUCUGAGAAUUGGGUAUGGUUUGAGUGGUAGAAGCAAUGGCUUGGCUGAUUUGAACGAACCGUUUGAGGCUCAAGAAACAACUGGAGGAUUUGCUUAUGGCCAAUCUCGUGACAUGCGUAAUGGCGAAUUUCAAGGACACAUUCGUGACUACGGAAAAGCUCUGAACUCAGUCUCAGGAAGUGUAAGAGAGCAUGUUCCUCAUGUUACCUCUCUGCAUCCAGAUGAGAAUGGUAAACCGAAAGUUUGGCCACAUCAGCCCUUAAGAAUUGAUCAUUACAGUGGCACACAUAAACCUGCUACUCCGUUUCUUCAACCGGCCAGGCCAAUGGAUUCAUCGUCUCAGCCUAUGCCAGUUUUGAUGAACAGCUCACAAAGAGUAAUGGGUUUACCUAAUUCUGGUCCUCCUCCAAGCAAGGCAGUCUUGUGGAGAGAAAGAACGUUUAUUGAUCUAGAAGCUGAUACAGAUACCAAUAGUAGUCAUGAAGUCAUCAAUGAAACAAGUUUGGCUUCUCAACAACCGCGUCACUUGUAUCCAUAUAAUCCUCUAGAUUCCCCUGUACCGUGGAAUCAUUUUCAUUCUUCUUGGCAACAUCCGAACUUUGGCUUCCCGCAGAAAGUUGCUCCAGCGCAGAGGUACCCGGUUCUAAACCUGUCUGAUACACUGAGUGGUAAUGCUCAGAAGCAAGGUUGUAUUGGAGAGAGAUUACAGUUUGAAAGCAACUCUAGAUAUAACUCAGGGUUUGGGAAUACAAGUCGGUCGAAUCACAACAUGUUUUACAACGAGUGUUCCUCUUCGUCCAAAUCGAAAUUCUCUGGGACUGGCUAUAAUCAUCCAAACGUGGGAAGAAGUGAUUACAGCUCAGCGAAUCCAGUCAUGGAUUCAAAUGGCUCGGAGGUGAAGCUUGUGAGAAAUUUGAACUUAAACGUGACACUUUCAAACACUCCUGUUGUGGAUGUCAGAAAGGAUGAAGAACGUCUGGCUACUUUGCCAUGGCUUACCAAACCGAAGCCUGCUUGUAACUCUGAGAUUGCUGAUGGGAGAUGGAAUCUGAAUGAUGUUCCGAGUUCUUCUUUGAAACCAUUGGAUACCAAAGAUGAGGGAGGAGACAAAGUUCAGAAUCUUAUGUGGCUUGAGAGGUUAAAGUCUGGCUCUUGUUCCAGUAAACCGGUGACUGAGAAUGUCAAUGGUAACACGGAAAUUGCUGGAUUCGCUUAUAGAGAUCAGUCCAGUGCAGAAAAGGAUAAAGUCCGUAAAGUUUUGAUGUUAGACAUGAACGAACCGUGUGAUCCUCUUUCGGAUGAGGAUCAGCAAGCGGAGGAACACACUGAGACAAAGGUUUCGGGUAGUAAUAGGUGUCAGAUUGAUUUGAACAUGUCGUUUAGUGAAGAGGAAGAUGGAAAUUGCUCUGUUCCUACCAGUUCAAGACGGAAUUCAAAAGCUCCCAUGUUUGAUCUUGAAGCUGUUCCUGAGUCUGAUGAUGAGGAAGAAAAUGAUGUUGAUAUCUCUGUAACAAAACCAUUAGAAGAAACUCCUAUUGAGGAUACAACUCUGGAAAAACCGCCCGAGUAUGAGAAGAUGGCUGCAGAAACAAUACUUGCAUUCUCUUCAGCUUGCUUAGAUAGAGAGCUAGAAGUUGUUGCUUCUGCUCCAGAAACAAUCGUUCUUCACUGGUUUGCAGAGACAGUAGCUACACACAGAGAGAAUCUGGACCAGAAGCUGGCUUCUUUCUCGAGGAAUCAAGCGCGUUCCAUCGAAGAGAUUGAUUCCUUCGAGUCACUGACCUUGCAGCUACCUGAGAUCACAGAAGAUGAGUACAUGCCUAAGCCACUAGUCCCUGAAGACCUCAGAUUGGAGGAAACCACAGGAACCGGUAUGGUCACGAGCCAAAGACCAAGGAGAGGAAACGCGAGGAAAGGAAAACAGAGACGAGACUUCCAAAGAGACACCCUCCCUGGACUCGUGUCUCUCUCGAAACACGAAGUUACAGAAGACAUUCACAUGUUUGAUGGAUUCAUGAGAGCAACGGGAAGCUCAUGGACUCCAACCGGUUUAGCCAGGAAGAAAACCGGCGCAAGAGGAAGACCAAGACGUGUGGUUACAAUCCCUGAACCGGUCUAUUGCCCGGUUCCGGAUCCUUCUCACUUUGUUCAACAACAUGUGAGCAAUGGAGGCAACAAUGGUGAGGUUGAAAUGGGUUUAGAAGAUAGAAGCUUUGCAGGUUGGGGUAAAAUGACAAGAAGGCCGAGAAGACAACGAUGUCCUUCAACUGCAAUUAACCAACGUUCAUCACCAUCGCACGCGCCUUUCACGUGA